Myotis myotis is the source of this 1988-nucleotide messenger RNA. It is a transcript of the gene GTF2F1, whose product is annotated as general transcription factor IIF subunit 1. The record is from RefSeq and is a predicted model, not a curated record. The coding region runs from base 390 to 1940 and encodes 516 amino acids. NCBI's taxonomy places the organism in Eukaryota, Metazoa, Chordata, Mammalia, Chiroptera, Vespertilionidae. The transcript has 12 exons. Gene Ontology annotation, cellular component: transcription factor TFIIF complex; nucleus. Gene Ontology annotation, biological process: positive regulation of transcription elongation by RNA polymerase II; transcription initiation at RNA polymerase II promoter. Gene Ontology annotation, molecular function: TFIIF-class transcription factor complex binding; DNA binding; RNA polymerase II general transcription initiation factor activity.
UAUAUAAAGCGGUCAGCAGCUGCAGGAGCUCCAGAAGGCAGUUACGUUUGGCCCGGACUGGUUCACGCCUCCGAAAGGCACCAGGAGGCUAGGUGACAGCUCACUGAGGUCCCGGGGCAAACGAGGAGGCUGCGGUCGUGACGCGGUCCGCGGUCCGCGGGAGAGUGUCUCAGGUUAGGCGCAGGCGCAGAUGUGUUAGGAGCGGCCACUGAGGCGGACGACCCAGCAGCGCUUCCGGGUAGUUCGGUGGCGCCUCGGACUUGGGGUCCUCGACCGGGGCCAAAGACCCGAUCCCGCAAAGGCGGCUUUCCCCGGUGUGAGGGUCGCGGACCGCAGGAGAGGCGAAAAGAACACGGAUUGGACCAGACCCGAACCACCGACCCUUGCCCAUGGCGGCCUUCGGUCCUGGCAGCCAGAAUGUCACUGAGUAUGUCGUUCGAGUUCCCAAAAAUACAACCAAAAAAUAUAACAUCAUGGCCUUCAAUGCAGCUGAUAAAGUCAACUUCGCUACUUGGAAUCAGGCCCGGCUAGAGAGAGAUCUGAGCAACAAGAAGAUUUACCAAGAGGAGGAGAUGCCUGAGUCAGGUGCAGGCAGUGAGUUUAACCGCAAGCUUCGGGAGGAGGCUCGGAGGAAGAAGUACGGCAUCGUCCUCAAGGAGUUCCGGCCUGAGGACCAGCCCUGGCUGCUCCGAGUCAAUGGCAAGUCGGGCAGGAAGUUCAAGGGUAUAAAGAAGGGAGGUGUGACAGAGAACACGUCCUACUAUAUCUUCACCCAGUGCCCUGACGGGGCUUUUGAAGCGUUCCCAGUGCACAACUGGUACAACUUCACGCCGUUGGCCCGGCACCGUACGCUCACUGCUGAAGAAGCCGAGGAGGAGUGGGAGAGGAGGAACAAAGUCCUGAACCACUUCAGCAUCAUGCAGCAGCGGCGGCUCAAAGACCAGGACCAGGACGAGGAGGAUGAGGAGAAGGAUAAGCGUGGCCGCAAAAAGCCCAGUGAGCUGCGCAUCCAUGACCUGGAAGACGACCUGGAGAUGUCGUCUGAUGACAGCGAGGCCAGCGGCGAGGAGGGUGUCAAAGCCCCCAAGGCCAAGAAGAAGGCACCGAUGACUAAGGCAGGCCGGAAGAAGAAGAAGAAGAAGGGGUCAGAUGAUGAGGCCUUUGAGGACAGUGACGAUGGGGACUUUGAGGGCCAGGAGGUGGACUACAUGUCUGAUGGCUCCAGCUCUGAGGAAGAGCCGGAGGGCAAGCCCAAGGUCACCCAGCAGGAGGAGGGUCCCAAGGGCGUGGAUGAGCAGAGCGAAAGCAGUGAGGAGAGUGAGGAGGAGAAGCCUCCUGAGGAGGACAAGGAGGAGGAGGAGGAGAAGAAGGCACCCACCCCACAAGAGAAGAAGCGGAAGAGAGACAGCAGUGAUGAGUCUGACAGCUCAGAAGAGAGUGACAUUGACAGUGAGGCCUCCUCAGCUCUCUUCAUGGCUAAAAAGAAGACUCCCCCCAAGAGAGAGCGGAAGCCAUCAGGGGGCAGCUCAAGGGGCAAUAGCCGGCCAGGCACACCCAGCACAGAGAGUGGCAACACCUCCUCCACCCUUCGGGCAGCUGCCAGCAAACUGGAGCAAGGAAAGCGGACAAAUGAGGCGACAGCAGCUAAGCGGUUGCGGCUGGACAGUGGACCCCAGAGCCUGUCUGGGAAGUCGACUCCUCAGCCCCAAUCUGGGAAGUCAACCCCCAGCAGUGGUGACGUGCAGGUGACUGAGGACGCUGUGCGCCGCUACCUGACACGGAAGCCCAUGACCACGAAAGACCUGCUGAAAAAGUUCCAGACCAAGAAGACAGGGCUGAGCAGCGAGCAGACAGUGAACGUGCUUGCCCAGAUCCUCAAACGCCUAAACCCUGAGCGCAAGAUGAUCAACGACAAGAUGCACUUCUCCCUCAAGGAGUGAGGGGCUGGUCCCCACCCUUUUGCCCAAUAAAUAAGCUCGUCUCCAGAA